AUACUAUGCCACCCAUCAGUAUUUCUUAUCGAAACGCAGCCUGUACCUCGUAGUAUGGCGCAUCACAGAUGGAUACAAGGGUAUAAACGAAAUCCUUCAAUGGCUCGUCAACAUCCAGGCUAGAGCCCCGAAUUCUCCCGUGAUCAUAGUCGGGACGCAUUUCGACGUCGUGCAAGAAAACAAUCCGAGCGUUUCCGAAGAGUAUCAGCAGAUCAUUAGAGAGAGAUUCAUAAAUAUAGUUGAUGCCGAGAAAUGUGGCUUGCCAAGGGUGCUGGACACGAUAGAGAUCAGUUGUAAGACCAGACACAAUAUCAAGCUGCUUUGCAACCUGAUAUACGAUACAGUGUUCAGUCUUCGACCUCCUGGAAGUAAAGAGCUGUUACUAGAACAAAGAGUACCGGCGACGUAUUUAGCUUUAGAAGAUGUUAUAAAUUACAUAGCAUCGGAAAGACGUCAAAAUGGAUGCGAUCCAGUAUUGAAUGCUUCGCAAUACAGGACCCUCGUUACUACGGAAAUGUUGCAAAGAUACAAUAAGACAUUCAGGGACUGGUCGGAGUUACAUCAAGCUACUUUGUUCUUGCAUGAAAAUGGUGUUCUUUUACAUUACGACGAUGCAACCCUGAAGGACCUGUAUUUCUUGGAUCCCCAAUGGUUAUGUGACAUGUUAGCUCACGUUGUUACAAUUAGAGAAAUAAAUCCUUUUGCUAGAACGGGAAUUAUGAAAUUAGACGAUUUAAAGCAUAUAUUCAAGGCUAGCAACAUCGGACCCAUGGAUACAAGGUACACUUAACUUACAACCUUGCUAAAUUUCCCCACGAUUACCGAUUCGAUUUUGUCUUAUAUUUCAGAGGCUACAUAGUAAAUUUACUGAACAAAUUUGAGGUAGCUCUGACUUGGGACUCACGUACUCUCCUCAUACCAUCUCUUUUACCAUCUGAAGAGGAUAUUCUUAUGGCUCAGAUGUAUCCGGGUCAAUUUCAUCCUAUGGUUACGGUAAAAGUACCGCUCAGAUCCAGAGGCUGGGCUGUGAGGAACAAGAAGAUCAGUGUAUCACCAAAGUCACUGCUGUACAGGGAUCAUAGUGCGCAAAGAGGAUUCGAGAUGAACAUGCCUAGUGCCUCAUCGUCGCCUGCAAGGAACGCACAGCCAUUUGAAGAGUUGCAUUACCAAAUAAAGAGCCAACCUUCCGAAAAAUCUAUGACUCGCCUUCUACUGAUGUCUUAUUUCCCGAGUGGCUUCUGGUCCCGCCUGAUCUCCCGUAUUCUGGCAGACGACACGAUCAUAGAUAUUAUCAGAUCCAUUUUCAUGCCACCGAAAGAAGUUUCUCAGGAUCCCGAUCUGGUGAGGCUCCUGGAUUUGAAGGCGGAGUGGGUGCUAUGGCAAACGGGAUUGCAGCUGAAAUAUGGAGAUAUCACGCUGUUCAGAAUGAAGGAGGUGUUGCAUAAUAGUGCUGCGCAUUACAGGCAGUUAAGGUUCCGUCUGAAACAAGAAGGAUCAUGGGUCGACGUCGAUAUGCAGAAUUCUUCAAUAUUAGAAAUAUACUUUCCCGUAUAUUCUUUGGUCAUCAAGCCCGUCAUAAACGAAAACAGCGAUUUGAGUCAGUUGAAAAUUAAAGAAGAGGUAGUAAUCGAACCCACAACGGAAUGUACUUCGCAGCUCUUAGCUACCACAGUAGAUCACAUCGAUAUCCUUCUAGAGGACUGGUAUCCAACUUUAGGCACACGGUUCGUUCAUACUUCCGAAGGAAAAUUUUUAAUCACCCGUUUGAUACCUUGUCCUCAGUGUCUGAAACUGAACGAAGAGCAAAACACGAAUGAAUUUUCGUUCCCUAAUCCACAGCUAUUGGAAGCUAUGGGACAAGCUCAUGAACAAGGAUUUAAUGACAGGCACAGAAUACGCAAGUCUCAAGAAUCGUAUACAUCAGAAUGCGACAGUGGCGUUGGUCCAGAGUCAACAGGAUCUAGUAGGAUUCCUUCAGCGGAAGGACACCCCGGUCUACAAGCAGCAGAGGAAGGGGUGGAAAAACCUGUGUAUUACUCUUGGAUGGUAGAGGAGUGCAUUUUGGCAGCAUAUCAAGAUAAAGCCGUCUCAUGUCCGAUCCAUGGAACCUGCCCUUUGUCUGCAAUAGCUCCUGAUACGAUGUUUAUGGAUCUUGGCGAGAGAUAUGUGAUCCGCCCUGAGAAUAUAAAGAAAGGAAAAUUGCUGGGUAGAGGGGCAUUUGGCUUUGUCUUCAAAGGCACGUGUAAAGUGAGAGGAUCUAAUACCAUGAUGGAUGUAGCGAUGAAAAUGCUCCAACCAGUACAACCCGGUCCGAAUGCCAGGCAGUCUGCUGUAAUUGCAUUUAAGGCUGCCCAAGGAAAGUGGGACAGAGAUCCAUUGCAAUACGCUUGUAAAGCCUAUUGUACAGCCAGACAAGAAUUGAACAUCCUGCUAUCCCUCAGACAUCCAAAUAUCGUCCCCUUUGUGGGCGUUUGCACUAGUCCUUUAGCUCUAGUUUUGGAUUUGGCGCCUCAAGGUGCUCUGGACUUGGUUUUGCGGCAUUACCGAAGAUCCGGCGCCAAAGUGGGCCCUUAUACGCUGCAGGCUAUAAUAUUGCAGGUUGCCAAAGCCAUCGAAUAUCUGCAUCGGCAACACAUCAUCUACAGGGAUUUGAAAUCUGAAAACGUACUCGUCUGGGAAAUGCCGCCACCGUUUGUAGAUCAUCCAGAUCAUCCGGUGCACAUCAAAGUUGCUGAUUACGGUAUCAGUCGCCUGACCCUUCCGUCUGGUACAAAAGGAUUCGGCGGUACAGAAGGCUUUAUGGCUCCGGAAAUUAUGAGAUAUAACGGAGAAGAGGAAUAUACGGAAAAAGUAGACUGUUUCUCAUUCGGCAUGUUUAUCUAUGAACUACUAACUCUGCAUCAACCAUUCGAGGGGCAUGAGUCUGUGAAAGAAUGUAUAUUGGAAGGCGGAAGGCCGCCUUUGACGUACAGGGAAACCCUCUAUCCAAGCUACUUCUUAGACUUGAUGGUUAUCUGUUGGUCCCAACAACCUAAAGAUCGACCGUCAGCUAGCCAAAUUGUGUCUAUAGCCAGUGCACCUGAAUUUACCCAUUUAUGCGACGUAGUGUCAUUGAAACAUCAAGCUGCUGUCGUUGCGUCUACAAGUGCGGCGCUUACUCACAUAACAGAUGAUGGCUUAUCGGGCUCGGAGAUGUGGCUAAUGUGUGCCAAUUCUCGGAUAGAUUUACUGUUGGCAGCAGAGCGAGGAUGGUUACAGUAUCAUACAAUGACAUUAUCAAUAAGAGCUACUGCAGCUUGCACUGUGGGUGAUUCCGUAUGGAUAGGAGAUUAUGUGGGAAAAAUCCACGCAUAUUCGGCGAAUGAUGGUAGGAGGCUAUUUUUCUAUACGCUGGAAAAUGAACCCAAUACUCAAGUAGAAUCUCUUUUAUACAUACCAAACCUCAAAAGAGUGGCGUGCGCUCUGUCGAAUGGUAGACUAUUCCUUGUAAACUCUGAAGCAAGGCCGAUGACACCAACUGCGGCAGAGGGCACGUUUGUAAUGACAGAGCUCAGUUCAACAUCUGUGAUUAAUUGUAUGUGUGCCGUCAUCAGUGAAGAAACUAGCACAUGCGAGUUGUGGUGUGGAGAAUCAGACGGUCAAAUUUCGGUGUAUAUUAUAAAAGACCACGUUGUCAUGGGUCACGAUAUUCUGAACCACUACCACCCAAUGAUAGAAAAAGUGGACGUGAUGAAUCUGAUUUCGUUGGGAACGAAUGUCUGGUCAUACGUCAGACCGGGAUGUAUAGUAUACCAAUGGGAUUCUAAAAGUAAAACCAUAAUAAACAAGCUGGACUGUUCAAAGCUGGUACCGUGUUCUGAGAGCCUGAAGUCCAUUGCUAUUGAAGAACAUCUCAGUCCUACUAAUUGUCAGGUCACCAGUCUCGUUGCAUUAAACAAUGAGUUAUACAUAGGCACCACUUGGGGCUGUAUAAUCAUAGCAGAACGAGCUACACUACGUCCCAUUACAAUUUUUCGUCCGUAUGAAGAAGAGGUUAGGGCGAUAGUUCCAUUGAUGAUGGGAAAAAGUACCAGUGACGUCCAUGAAAAUGCUCCAUUAAUCGCCACCAUUGGAAGAGGCUAUAGGAAUCUUUUGUCAAGGUAUACAGACGUACCAAUGGUUGUCGGCACACCUCUUCCCAGUCCUGUGAUGGGUGCCAGUUCUUUAGCCACCAGGUCAAAUAUGUUUGUAUUAUUAUGGAAAGCUGAACAUUGGAGUGCUGUCUGAGUUGAAAUAUAUUGUCUUUUUUUUUCUCAGACCGCGAAAUACUGUUUUUCGACUGAUUUUCAUUUUGAAUAUUUGAAUUUCUGUGAUCUUAUUAGCAUUAUUGCAAUCUAUAUGGAUAAAUUUUAUGUUACGAGUUGUGACUGAUAGAGCUUCUAUGUCUACUAUAUUUACUGAUAAUAUAUGAACAAAUCAUUGAAUUCAUAGAGAGAAAACUAAAUUUUGACAAAAGAUCAAGCUGGAUUUGGAAAACAUAUUCUUCAGAGACAGCAAUCCAAACGGUAGUGAAAGACUUGAGAAGAAGUAUAGAUGAGAAAGAAUGAACUGUAACAGUAUUUUUAGACUUCAAAAGGACAUUUGAGAUUUUAGAUAAAGAAAAAUUGUUAAUGAAAUUACAUCCCUGUGGUUUUAAAAGAUCAGCAUUAAACGUUUUACAACAUUAUUCAGUAAAUAGAAGUCAAAAAACUAAUAUUGGAAGUAUGUCAAGCAUUCAAAAUAUAUCAGUAGGGGCGCCACUGGGGAGUAAAUUUAAAAAAAAUAAUUAGGUGAUUAAACAUAACAUUUAGCAACAAUCUCGCCUAUUGCUGAUAAUGAGAUAUUUCAUCGGAAGCUAGAGAAUAAAGUUACAAGAGUACACUUUGCACUGAUUUGACGAAGUACCCAGUAAAAGCUGAAGCUUUUUCUCACUUAACUAUACAGGGUGUCCGCAAAGUUGAGGUUUUCCUUUUCAGAAACAACUACCCUUGAAAUAAUAAAGGUAAUGUGUAGUGAAACGAGGGCGACCAAGUAAAAAAAAAUAAAGGAAAAUGUUCUCACUCUCCAGUUGACGAGAAGGGCUAAGUACGUCUCUGCCCGAAAUCAUACCGCUCCAACAGAAAAUGAAAUCAUCUGAUGCGCUACCGAGCAGACGCACCAUGCCAGCCCAAACAUUCACCGAAAAUGUUUGUUGAAAAUGUGCCCGACGGACAGCGUGCGGAUUUUCUACUGACCAAACAUGAGUGUUGCGAAAGUUAUUCACCCCAUUACGCGUGAACGUAGAUUCGUCUGUCACCAAUAUGCACUUCAAAAAGUCCGGAUUAUUGUCAUGUUGAUACAACAACCACUCAUAAAACCGCACUCUUGCUGGAAAAUCGUCAGGUUGAAGGGCUUAUACACAUUGGACGUGAAACUGAUACAGCCCCUCUUCACGCAGCGUUUGCCACACUUUAGUUUUUGAUACUUGCACUUCUCUAGCCACGUCUCUAGUGCUUGUUGAGGGAUUCUCGUCUACGCGAUUACGUCGCGUGACCGUAACCGUCGGUUGAAGGUUGCAUACUGACCUGACACACUGACCCCGACCCCCGACCCAGUUCUGUCGUUGAGUCAGUGACAUUGUA
This is a messenger RNA of Acanthoscelides obtectus, 5639 nucleotides long. The record is from the annotation of a GenBank genome assembly. NCBI's taxonomy places the organism in Eukaryota, Metazoa, Arthropoda, Insecta, Coleoptera, Chrysomelidae.